This is a messenger RNA of Haliotis rubra (blacklip abalone), 594 nucleotides long. RefSeq names its product histidine-rich glycoprotein-like. NCBI's taxonomy places the organism in Eukaryota, Metazoa, Mollusca, Gastropoda, Lepetellida, Haliotidae. The transcript has a single exon. The record is from RefSeq and is a predicted model, not a curated record. The coding region runs from base 1 to 594 and encodes 197 amino acids.
AUGCCGGUGUCGUGGAUCUGGCUUCUAUACUGCUUCUGCUGUUGUCACGAACCGUAUGACGUGUAUGACCACGAGGAUGGCCUGAAUGACGUGUAUGACCACGAGGGUGGCCUGCAUGACGUGUAUGACCACAAGGGUGGCCUGCAUGACGUGUAUGACCACGAGGAUGGCCUGCAUGAUGUGGAUGGCCUGCAUGAUGUGGAUGGCCUGCAUGAUGUGGAUGGCCACGAGGAUGACCUGCAUGACGUGUAUUACGACGAGGAUGGCCUGCAUGACGUGUAUGACCACGAGGAUGACCUGCAUGAUGUGUAUUACGACGAGGAUGACCUGCAUGACGUGUAUUACGACGAGGAUGACCUGCAUGACGUGUAUGACCACGAGGAUGACCUGCAUGACUUGUAUGACGGCGAGGACGGCCUGCAUGAUGGGGAUGACCACGAGGAUGACCUGCAUGAUGUGUAUGACCGCGAGGAUGGCCUGCAUGACCUGCAUGACCAAGGGAUGACCUGCAUGAUGUGGAUGACCAUGAGGAUGGCCUGCAUGCCGUGUAUGACCGCGAGGAUGGCCUGCAUAACCUGCAGGACCAAGGGAUGA